UUGGUAUAGUAACCCACAACACAAAUGAUCUUUGUUUACCUUUUCAUCAAUGCUACCGCGCUCUCGUCCAACUCCACUUAAAUAAGGAAGGCCCCCAAAUUUUCACUUUUUUGACACACAGGGACUGUCUCAUCAUCAUGUCUUCUCACUUUAGUGCAAACCAGUAUGAACAAGCAUUUGACAGCAGAAGACUGCAGAACUUUCAAAUCCCUAAAACGUACAAAGAGAGACCUUCAUCCUAUGAGGGCUUUACCCAAAUCAUAGCCACUGACCGCGGCCAUCUAAAACCAGGCGUACCACGAUCUGAAGAUUCCCCUUGGGGUAAUUUCGUCGGGACGUGGGAUAUGCCAAAGAAGAUUCCCGGCAAUGUGACUACCUACAUGGCUAGAGGUGAUCCAGCCGUUGAGAAUAUCAAGAAGACAAGAGCGGAGCACAAUGAAUAUAUGAGACAAGCGGUUUCACCGGACAAGACUCUGUCACUUGAACCUAUGCCACAAGUUACUAAAGCUGCAGAAGAAGAUAGACCGUAUAACCCAAGCCCAGAAGCGCUAGCAUCAUAGAAAUAUAAUCACUACUUUGCCAUGAUCCUCAUCAAUAUAUUGUAUCUCCAUUCUCUGAUGGUUAUCAUGUGAAGUGAAAGGAUUUUCUUCUGUUUUGUAAAUGUAGAUUUGCGAAUAAUGCCAAAUUCUUCUUAAACAGUUACCAUAGAGACGCGAAUGUGAUUUAUACCUCAUUUUGAUUGACACUGCCAAGCAGAGAAAGUCAAAGAUGCUCUGAAUAUGUUAAAGAGACAAGCAUGCUAUAUGGUGGUCGUGUUGCGGACUGAAAUUAAUGUAAUAGCAAGGAUGGAUAUUUUAGGUAUUGCAUGGUGCAUGUUACACAAAGAGAAACAAUCAAUCUUACAAUCAAUUAUGAAUCUCAAUUUCCUGAAUUACUUCCAUUGACCAGUAAUUGAUCUCAUCUGUAAGAGUGAUUUAUCCUUCAGGUUUCUUGGCCCAGGGGUCCGUUGCAGAAAGAGUUGCGUUUAAACGCAAGUAAAAAAAUCAAUCGCAAGUCCCAAAUGCGCGCUGUUGAUUGGUUGAAAAUCAAGUUGCACAUGAUUUUAGAGUUGCGAUUGAUUGCAACUCUUUCUGCAACGGACCCCAGGUGGCAUACAAAUAAAUCAUGUACUUUAAAGUUCUAAGAAUCAGAUAUUCAUAACCAAAUCAAUACCUGGUUUAUAAUAUCAGUAUCACAGUGUCAAUUAUUUUAUGUGAUACUUGUAUUUGUCAUUGGCAGUUUUUAAUUUUCAUGAUAAAGACGGUCAAGGAUAGUUUUCUUGAAAGCUCUGUCCCCUUCUCUCUCCCUUUCUCUCUAGAGUUAUCAAUUUCCUUUAAGUGGUGUGGUAAAUGAAUCAUCUGAUUUUUUAAAAUCCUUACUUAUUAAUACUUGAAGAUGGAUUAUAUAAAGUGUUUGGAAAAGAUGAUUAUUUUGCUGUCAAAACAGGCACAUUUGCCCUAGUUCACAAAGGAAAUUUUGAACCAUAUAGUGGGAAUUUAAACCGUUCCUAGUUUUCUUUGCAAUUAAUUGGUCAAUGUCCAUGUGAAGAUCUGAAGAAAAUAUGUAAUUUGAUCUGGAUCGCGUAACACAAAGGAUAGCGAUUAAUCAUAAACUUGAUUUUCAUGAUUAAUUCUACAUUGUAGUCAAUGCAAUCAAUUGUAAAAAUAUGUUGUAUGAUGAUUGCUAAGCUUUGUGGUACGGGCCUGAGAGUAUGCGUAAAUCUCCAAAAGGAAUUCAAAUCGAUUUUGUGCAUUUGGGUCACUGUAACAUUUCACAAUUUUUCAUAGUAGUUUUUAGUGGAAAAAUUAUUUGCAUAUCAAUUUUUUUCUUGACAGAUAUUUUCUAAGAAUAAUGUGCUUUUUGAAUGUUUUUCUAGUGUUGAUUUCAGAAGAAAAUUUGCACCCCACGUAAUCAUGCAUAAUAACCUAUAAAUUAUCGGUUUGUCCAAGGUUGUGGAAUCAUUUAUUUCAUUUUGAAAUUAUGAUGCCAUCUGUUUGCCCAUGCAACUCUAACUAAGAGCCAGCUAUUGUAAAAUUUGAUGUAAACUAUGAUGGCAACAUAAUUUUAGUGAUAAAUGCAAAUGGUUGAAAGUAUGGUAUCCUUUCUUCCUUCAAAUAUUAAAGCAUUUGGUAUAAAUAUUGUGUAGAGAAAUAAAUGACGAAAAAAUUGUUGGUCUAUUGUGCAUAAUAUAAGACAUUGUCUCAUACAAUAUAUACCGGUACAAAGAACACCGAGUUAUGUGUAAAAAAAAUUAAAUCAUGUAAGUUAUGAAUUGUCAUUAAUAUAUGAAUCAUUUGUUUCUAUUCUAACAUGCUUUCUGCAAUUGUAAUAUUCGACUUAUUUCUUCUUUGGAUAUUGUAACUGUAUAUUAGAUUGUAAAUAUAUAAAUGGUGUAAAUUAAAUAUUAAAAAAUCUGAAAUUGA
This is a messenger RNA of Lytechinus pictus (painted urchin), 2462 nucleotides long. Its product is annotated as protein Flattop homolog. The coding region runs from base 138 to 560 and encodes 140 amino acids. The transcript is spliced from 4 exons. The record is from RefSeq and is a predicted model, not a curated record. Gene Ontology annotation, biological process: cilium organization. Lineage: Eukaryota; Metazoa; Echinodermata; Echinoidea; Temnopleuroida; Toxopneustidae. Gene Ontology annotation, cellular component: ciliary basal body.